This is a messenger RNA of Juglans regia (Persian walnut), 2506 nucleotides long. Its product is annotated as type I inositol polyphosphate 5-phosphatase 10-like. NCBI's taxonomy places the organism in Eukaryota, Viridiplantae, Streptophyta, Magnoliopsida, Fagales, Juglandaceae. The transcript is spliced from 9 exons. The record is from RefSeq and is a predicted model, not a curated record. Gene Ontology annotation, biological process: phosphatidylinositol dephosphorylation. Gene Ontology annotation, molecular function: phosphatidylinositol-3,4,5-trisphosphate 5-phosphatase activity; inositol-polyphosphate 5-phosphatase activity; phosphatidylinositol-4,5-bisphosphate 5-phosphatase activity. The coding region runs from base 621 to 1946 and encodes 441 amino acids.
CAUCAUUAUAUCUGUUUAAGAAAAUAAACGGAACAAAACAUUUUUUUCAUGUCCCUUCGUAGAUGUGAAAAGUAUCUCUUUGUUAGAAAGGAUUCUCACAUAGACAUUGGUUUUCUUUUGUUAUACGCAUAAGAUUCCUGUUGCUUUAUCUAUAAAGUGAACGUAUUCUUUUCCCUCUGAGUGGAGCAUUCUUUUCUUGGGAUGUUUGUCUAUUCUAUUUCUUUGUUUUGGUAGUUUAUUUUUGGAAAACCGAUCGAGAAUAUGGAAGGAAAUGGAAACUGAAGCAGCUUAAAUGAUAAGGGAACCAUAAUGACAGAAACAGGGGAGCACAUGCCAAUUUGCUCUGAAAUGGAGAAUAUAUUCAUGUUGGAACCUUAAGCUAGUGGCACGCCUUAUCUUUCUUUCUACUUUCUCUCAGUUAUUAAUUGUUUUUUGAUACAAGUUGCUCCUUAUAUAAUCUCUGUUGUCAGUCAAUAAAGUGUAGUUUGAGAAUGGCAUAGAUUUCCCAGCUACACAGUCAGACUUACAGAGUUUUUCUCUGGCUCAAAUUGCUUUCUACUUGCAGAAGCACGGUCUAAUCUGAGGCUUAAGAGUCUAUUUUCACAAGCACAGGACAUCCAAUGCCUCUUGGUCAAGAUGUUCAGACAUUUAGAGUCUUUGUAGCAACAUGGAAUGUAGGUGGGAAAUCUCCCCACAGUGGACUUAACCUGAACGAUAUUCUUCAUGCAGAUCAAUCAGAUAUAUAUAUCUUGGGUUUUCAGGAAAUUGUCCCUUUAAAUGCUGGGAAUGUCCUAGUCGUAGAAGAUAAUGAGCCUGCAGCAAAAUGGUUAGCUUUGAUCAAUCAGUCACUAAACAAAUCAUAUCAGGUGGCAUUGAGACCAUUAAAUCCCGUGGCCUCCCUUGGUGGUUCCUUGUUCUUCUCAAAAUAUUCCCUUAAAAAGCUUAGCAAGACUUUUAGGACGGAGAGCAGAAGGAGGCUGAAGACUUGCAACUGUACACCUGAUGUAGAAAGGAAGCAGAGUAAGGAUUUCUGUUUCCGUUACCAACAAUCACAUAUAAGCAAAGAUGACAUUUCAUUAGAAGAGGAUUAUGAUGUACCUAAUGAAAUUAACAUUGCGGAAUUCUCCAUUCCCUCGAGUACCAACCACAUGAACUACAGUCUAAUAGCCAGUAAGCAAAUGGUGGGAAUUUUUCUGACUGUUUGGGUGAGGAAUGAGCUUGUUCAGCAUAUAGGCCACUUGAGGAUCUCCUGCUUUUGUCGUGGAAUUAUGGGCCUGGGAAACAAGGGGUGUAUUUCUCUGAGUAUGCUAUUCCAUCAGACAAGCUUUUGCCUUGUCUGCUGUCACUUGGCAUCUGGAGAGAAGGAGGGGGAUGAGCUUAGAAGAAAUAUGGAUGUCAUUGAGAUACUGAAAAAUACUCAGUUUCCAAAGAUUUGCAAAUCGGCUCACAGUAGGGUGCCAGAUAAAAUCGUUGAACAUGAUCGGGUCAUUUGGUUAGGGGACUUGAAUUACCGAAUAGCAUUGAGCUACUCUGACACAAGAAAGCUCUUGGAGGAGAAUGCCUGGGAUGCACUUCUUAACAAAGAUCAGCUGAGAAUUGAAAGAGAAGCAGGGCGAGUAUUCGAGGGAUGGAAAGAGGGUAAGAUCUACUUUGCACCCACAUACAAGUACUCCUACAACUCAGACACCUAUGCUGGAGAGACAAAAAAUUCAGAAAAGAAAAGGAGAACUCCUGCUUGGUGUGACAGAAUACUGUGGCAUGGAACUGGGAUACGGCAACUUUCUUACAUACGUAGAGAGUCCAAGUUUUCUGAUCACCGGCCUGUUUGUGCAACAUUUUUGGUGGAUGUUGUUGUAUCAGGUGGAUUAAAGAAGGGAUCAGCAGGGUCUCACAUGAGAGUUGGGAUUCAAGAGCUUUUACCUCCAACUAGUAAAUAUGUUCGUUGAACAAGGUGUGAGUUCACGAACAAAUUAUUAGGAUUUUAGUUUCAAGUUGUGACUUUAAAAGAUUAGGUACCACAAUACAGAGAAAAAGCCUGGAGGCCCUAUAGGUAAAGAAAAAAUGUUGGUCUCUUUUAUGGGUUACAUGCAUUGUUUGUCAUAAAGCCCAUUGGAGAUCAGAAUUAUAAAGUAUGGUUAGUAAAUUUUCCAUCUUUGUUUUUGAGAAUAUUGCUUGGAUGUUUCUUACAUCCUCAGGAACUGAUGUACUUCAACACAGUAAUCACAAGUUUGAAGAAUAUUCCAGUUUUGUUGAUCUUAUGAGAUCAAUUAGGGAUAAAACAAAAUAGAGUUUGCGCGGAAUCAUUGUAAGUUGGGAAACUAAUACAGAGCACUUAGCAACAGCACAAGUGUAAAUAGCUCUUCAAUGAGAAACUUGUUUCUUGGGAGAUGUCGUACAGUAUAAUGUUCCCAGCAUUCAAGAUUGCAUCUGGUUAAUGUAUUUGUGUAUUAGUAACUCUGUAUUCUGAACCUUAAGGGGGAAUGAUUGGUGAGGCGAUUGUAUUCCA